Messenger RNA from Diaporthe amygdali, 1836 nucleotides. RefSeq names its product snf5-domain-containing protein. The transcript is spliced from 2 exons. The coding region runs from base 1 to 1836 and encodes 611 amino acids. Gene Ontology annotation, biological process: chromatin remodeling; regulation of transcription by RNA polymerase II. Gene Ontology annotation, cellular component: RSC-type complex; nuclear chromosome; nucleus. Gene Ontology annotation, molecular function: transcription coregulator activity; zinc ion binding. Lineage: Eukaryota; Fungi; Ascomycota; Sordariomycetes; Diaporthales; Diaporthaceae. The record is from RefSeq and is a predicted model, not a curated record.
AUGUCGUCGGCUUCGGUGAGAGAGGAGCCCCAAGCUUUCUUCUCCACCUAUGCGCCCCGACUGCGCGCCUACAGGAAUUCGCUCCUCACGCCUGUUCUUCCCUCCUCGCAACCAUCAGGCCCUCUAUCUCGAACUACCAAGCGGGGAACCACAAUCAUCAACUAUGCAGAAGACGGCUACGACUAUGAUGUCUCCGACGACGACAACUCGCGACGGCGGCCGACCGGACUGCGCAGUCUGCGUCGCGAAGACAGCAGCGCCCAGCUCGACCCCGGCGACAAGUUCGACAAGGAGAUCUACGAGCCCGUUGAGGUGCAAGGCGUAUACCGAGACUGGAUGAACAAGUCAAGGCAGGGCCUUUCCGACAUGCAGAACUACGCGCAAUCCUGCCUACCUCUGACCCUCAUCCCCAUCCGCAUCGACCUCGACAUCCCAGCCUUCACGCCUCUCCCGGCGCAUCCUCCACCGGCCCCCAACAUGCCAGGCAUUGACUACACGGCGCCGCAGUACAAGUCGGGCGAGAUGACCAUUCCAUACAAGCUCCGAGAUACGUUCUUGUGGAAUCUGCACGAGACGCUGAUGACCACGGAUCAGUUUGCGGCAACUCUUGUUCAAGACCUCGACCUACCUAACAGGAAUCUGGCCAUUGCCGAGAUCAGCAAGCAAAUUAGGACCCAGCUUGAGGAAUACGCCGGCGUCGCCCUACAUCCCCUUUUCCACUCACAUGCCAGCAGUAGUGAAUCAGGCCCUCGGCAAAAUGGCACCAGCAUACCACCUACCCCUCUGCUCAAGGCAUCUGGCUCCACCGGGCCUGAUACGCCUGUUCGAAGCGGUCUGUCCCACCUGCCUGCGACGCCUUCGGCCCUCGGAACGUCGACACCAGUCCUUGGAGCUACGACUGCACCGACGCAGGAGACGAGCGCCCAGGUCACCGCGACCGCGGAACAUGUCACAGCCGACUCAGACGACCUCAACCCUGAAGAUACCUACCGGUGCAUCAUCAACUUGAGCAUCAACCUCGGGCACCAGCUAUACACAGACAAGUUUGAAUGGUCGCUCCUCCACCCCGCAGGAACUGCGGAAGCAUUCUCCAAGCAGACGUGCGCUGAUCUUGGCUUGACUGGCGAAUGGGUUCCAGCGAUGACACACGCGAUCUAUGAGGCUGUCCUACGUCUGAAGAAGGAAGCCUGCGAGUCCGGCGGCGUGAUAUCCGGCUGGGUGGGCGCAAGCGCCAUGAAUAGCGGCGACUUCCCAAAUGACGCAGCUAUCACGGCGCAAGGGGAGCGAGCUGGGUGGCGGUAUGACCCGGAGCAUCUGGCGGACGAGUGGGAGCCUAAGAUUGAGACACUGUCCAAGGAGGAGAUCGAGAAGCGUGAGGGCGACCGAGAGAGGCAGAUAAGGCGACUGCGUCGCGAAACGGCGCGGUUCUCGAGCAACACCGGCAUGAUGGGCGGUGUGCCUGCUGGCUUUGGCUUCACGGGUCUGAUCGAGCAGGAGGAGGAGCGGAUGGGGCGCGGCGAGCGGAGCAAGAAGAAGCGGCGAUUCAGGAGCCUGUCCCCGCUGGGGAGGGCUAGCACGCCGGGAGGCAGGUUCACACCUGAUGUUGGUGCCGGCGGCGGUGGCGGUUAUGGCGGUGGCGGCACACUGACGGAACAAGAGCGGUUCACAUGGAGAUGCUACCACUGUAGAGUAUGGGGCACCAGUGUUUGGGCCGUUCGUGAUGGGCCCCAUGGACCAAGGACUCUAUGCAACAACUGCGGCUUCAUGUACGAGCGGGACAGAAAGCUACCCCGGUGGACGAAGCACCUGCACAUCAAGGACUCAAGACCUCAGUAG